AUGGAAGUAGAAUUGGAGAAUACAUUAGCCAUGAAUUUAUUCUGGGAGGUGUUAAAUGAAGCCUUUCAGAAAUAUACCGCCAAUCCAACCAUCAGAUUCAGGCCAUAUGGUUGGAUGAUGGAUGAGGCUGGAGCUUUCUGGUCUUCCAUUGCAAAUAUCCAAGGAGAAGAAUAUUUCCAAAGGUCUGUCAGCUGUGAAAAACAUUUUGACUUUACUGUGUUGCGACAAGAGAAGACCCUUGUUGGAGGUGAAGUGAAAAGUGAAUUUAAGUUCCUCUGUAACUCACUUCAGAAGGCAGAAACUCCCCUAGUAGUUCAGAAAGCAUCUGAGGGAAUGGAUUAAUCCAUCAAGACACAGUCAUCUGAAGUCAUGGUGGUCCUGGUGGCAAAAGAGACAAGGCCAUGUUUUCUGGGCUUUCAAGCCUCACCACAAUGUUCCUAAGGCCAAUCAUGCAGAGAUUGGGCACUCGCAAUGGGUAAAGAUUGGUGCAGUCAAUUUAUCCCUUAUUGAUGCUUGCAGAGAGGAUGUUGCGGAAAGUUUUACAUUGGGCACUGCUCUUAGAGCCUAUGGCUCUGGUCCUUUUAAAGGUGGUGAAGGACCCAGCUCUGCUGAUCUGCGGAAGAGAAGGUAUGCUGAACAAAACAAGAGAGCAGAUGCCUACAUUGAAGAACUGGAUGAAGUGAACCAGGCAUGUCCAGCUGCUUCUAUCAUAACCAGCCGGGAAACAGAUGGUUUUCUUGACCCCACCUCUUCACACCGACGUGAUCCUGUAAAGCGACCCACCAAGGGAAACAAGGGCAGAGCUGUGCCAUACCAGUCACAGAGACCAAAAGCCUUUAUGAGAUCCUUGGAGAUUGCCAAGAAAACCAAAAAUGCCUUUAAUGUACUAAAGAAAGAGGUGACAACUGAGAGGGUUGGAACACGCUUGAAGUACUUCACUGGAAAGAUCCAGAAGGUCACCAUCUCUACCUACCCAGACUGUGCAGACUGUGUCUACUGCACCCGUCAAACUCUUUGCUCUCAUAUUCUGUGGGUGUAUCUUUUUGUGUGCAAGCUGCCAGAAGCAAGUCAAAUUUUGCAGCAGAGAGCCCUCACCACAGAGGAAAUGGCAGAUGUAGUAUCCGGCCUUCCCUCUACACCACAGAUCUCAUCAACAAGUGUGUCAGGACUUGUAUGCUCCCCACCAGGAACAUCAGCAGGAGUUAGCCCACAGCCCAGUUGCUCAGCAAUUAGGAAUAGUCAAGUAGGAUACUCUAGCUCUUUAACCCCCAGUUCACAGGGUACCCAGUCGAGCAGUGCUACAUUCAACAGACCAAGGUGGGAGUUGAUACGCUAUGAAGGUGUGCGUAAAGGAAUUCAUCCCCAUUGCAGGAACCCCACUUGUAAGGUUUUAAUCCAAGAUGGUGUACUUCUUAUUGUUGCUAAUGCCCCUUGGUCCCUACCAAACUUGAAUUUGAAAGGGGAAAAGUUUUGUGUUCCAUCAAAAUUCUACUUCUGUUUAAGCAGUAUAUGUUGUAAGCAUCAGCCCUCAGGAGGUGAUGUUUUGCCACCUGAUGAAAUAACAAUAAGUGAAGAUCUUCUUCAGGAUUUGACACCCAAUGAAUAUGAGCAGCUUUCUAAUCUAGGCCUGCCAUUCACAUGGCAGUAA
Porites evermanni is the source of this 1648-nucleotide messenger RNA. NCBI's taxonomy places the organism in Eukaryota, Metazoa, Cnidaria, Anthozoa, Scleractinia, Poritidae. The record is from the annotation of a GenBank genome assembly.